ACUCGAAAAGCAACUUCCCUCCUACCUGCUGAGGUUUAAAUGAACACAGAUAGCGUUAGUGUUAAUGUCAGCUAGCGAAUGACACUUUGUUUCAGCUUCUUUUAUACUCUUUAGGUUGCCAUGGAGAUCACGGAGCCUGCAAGCAAAAUGCAGUUUGAUCCCAGAGAACACCAGCAUAUGAGGUACAACCCGCUGCGGGAUUCUUGGGUCUUGGUCUCUGCCCAUCGGAUGAAACGGCCAUGGAAAGGCCAGGUGGAGAAGGUGCAGGAGGACAACGUCCCUCGUCAUGACCCCACCAAUCCCCUCUGUCCCAUGAGCACCAGAGCCAAUGGGGAGGUGAAUCCUGAUUAUGACAGCACGUUCCUGUUUGAUAAUGAUUUCCCUGCGCUGCAGCCGGACGCACCAGAUCCUGGGUCAGACCAUCAUCCUUUGUUCCAGACCAAACCUGCAAGAGGUGUUUGUAAGGUCAUGUGUUUCCAUCCGUGGUCUGACAUCACCCUCCCGUUGAUGCAGCCUGAAGAGAUCCGCAAGGUGAUCGACAAGUGGGCGGAGCUAAUUCAGGAGCUGGGUCCCACCUAUCCGUGGGUGCAGAUCUUCGAGAAUAAAGGAGCCAUGAUGGGCUGCUCCAACCCUCAUCCACACUGUCAGGUCUGGGCCAGCAGCUUCCUGCCCAAUGAGCCCAUGCUGGCUGAACGCUGUCAGAGGGAAUACAAACAGAAGCACGGAGAGCCCAUGCUGCUUCAGUACGCCCGCAUGGAGGCCCAGGCACAGGAGCGGGUGGUGGUGCAGAACGACCGUUGGAUUGUUGUGGUGCCGUAUUGGGCCACGUGGCCUUUCCAGACUCUGCUGCUGCCACGCCGACAUGUUUUGCGUCUUCCUGAUCUCACUUCUGAGGAGAGAGACGGUCUUGCAUGCAUAAUGAAAAUGCUUCUGACAAAGUACGACAACCUUUUUGAGGUCUCCUUCCCCUACUCAAUGGGCUGGCAUGGAGCACCAACGGGAAGUCAUCUGGAAGAAGAUAUGAGCCACUGGCAGCUUCACGCGCACUACUACCCUCCUCUACUCCGCUCGGCCACCGUCCGCAAGUUCAUGGUGGGUUAUGAAAUGCUUGCUCAGGAGCAGCGUGACCUUACACCUGAACAGGCUGCUGAGAGAUUACGAGCGCUCUCCGAGGAGCACUACAAGACAAAAGUGAAGGGGCAGCAGAUUUGAAAAUGGAGGUAAAGUGAGUGCUAAAAUAUGGAAGGCACCCUACCGGAAGAUCUGCUGAAAAUCAGACAAUUAUGAUUAUGGUUAAGAAUUUUCAUGCACAUUUGAAUGUAGUGUAAUCGGUUGUGAAGGGAAAUGUGAGACCUCAAUACACUACCAGAGCAGAGCUGCACAAUUAAUCACACAAAAAAGAAAGAUUACAGGUUAUAUGGGUAUAGUCAGAAAUUUAUGUGGGAUUUUCAAUAAUUUAGGUAUUUGGUUAUUUUUUUUAAAAACCUUUUGAGGUGCUAAAUAAAUAUUGGCAAACAUCUUCUUAAUCUUUUGUACCAUUAUUUGCUGUUACUAAAUGGUACAUUUCAUUGUUUCUUAUCGCGGUUUAUAUCGGAAUCACAAUAUGUGUCCAAAUAUUGUUUUCAUUUCAAAUCGUGCAGCUCUAGAGCUCAGAUAAAGGUGUUGAUACAAAACUUGAUGUGACCUCUCUGUGUCUUUAUCUUGCUAAAAUGAAAUAAAUAAUUGAGUCAAAUCAUUUAACAAAAGAAAUGGUUAAGCUUUCCAUGAUAGGUUAAUUGACUAAAGGAUAUUAACAAUUGGUUUUCCUUUUUCACUGUUUUUUUUCUGAUGAGGUUUUUCUGAUGAAGGAUCUCAAAUGGUUAAGGCUCUCAGUUACUGAUCAUAAUGUUGAGGGUUUCAGGUUCUUAACCCUAUCUGCUCCAAGGGUCUGACCAUAGCUUCACGACUGGAAUAUGCGGAAAAAAAAUUCACUGUGCUGUACCAUUUGCUGUUUCUGUCCGAAAAAUUUUUAACUGCUGAAAAAUAUUAUAAUUGCUCAUUAAUGGUCAAUCAAUAAAUAACUACCAAGAGGAGGCUGAAAAUAC
Molecule: messenger RNA, 2084 nt
Organism: Clarias gariepinus (North African catfish)
Lineage: Eukaryota; Metazoa; Chordata; Actinopteri; Siluriformes; Clariidae
Gene: galt
Product: galactose-1-phosphate uridylyltransferase
Exons: 11
Coding region: 121-1212 (363 amino acids)
Biological process (GO): beta-D-galactose catabolic process via UDP-galactose, Leloir pathway
Cellular component (GO): cytoplasm
Molecular function (GO): UDP-glucose:hexose-1-phosphate uridylyltransferase activity; zinc ion binding
Source: RefSeq, a predicted model, not a curated record